Molecule: messenger RNA, 4931 nt
Organism: Penicillium brasilianum
Lineage: Eukaryota; Fungi; Ascomycota; Eurotiomycetes; Eurotiales; Aspergillaceae
Source: the annotation of a GenBank genome assembly
CGCGAGUGCAAGCAACAACAGCCAAGUGCAGAUUGCUUGAAUCCUUUCCGUCUCUAGAGGUGGGAUUUUUUCGAGAUGCCGAAAUUCGUUCCCCGGCAGCGAAAACAAAAGCAUCGGCGCCAGGAGACAGGCCCGCCGGUCGACACCAACAUUGCGGAGCUAGCGCCGGUAUCUAAAGAUGAAAAAGAAGCGCGGAGGCAGAAGCUGCGAGAUGAGCUACGAGAUCAGCAUGCCAAUGUCUCUUCGAAGAAACAGAAGCGCUUGGACAAAUACAUCGAAAACAAACUUAAAAAAGAAGAGAACGUCGAGCUCCUGAAGAAAUUGGCCCAAGCGAAUGUCGACACCUCCGCACUACAGACAUCGAAGGAUUUGGGAAAGCGCAAGAGACAGGCAGAUGAGAGGAUUCCUGCUACGGCCCCUGCGCACACAGCCUCCGCGCCUGGAGAAGACUCCGACGACUCCGACAUAGACUUGUUAAAAAACUCUGGCGCACCGGCGCCGAAGCCCCAGACUCCCCAAGGGCCCGUUGGAAGUGGAUUAAAGCGCCCUCUUGAACUGGGGCCGGACGGCUUCCCAGUCAUCAAAAAGCGGAAGCGCACGGCCAAGUCGAAACCCGCACCCGCGCCUGCGCCUGCGCCUGAACCCUCCUGGGAAGGCUUCGGAUCAGAUGGCGAGGGUUCCAGUGAGGAUGAGGAGGAGGAGGCCGACUCUGACAACUUGGAGGCUGGAGCUGAGGACGACUCUGAAGACGAGGAUUCCGAAGGUGCUUCGGAGCAAUCAUCUGAUGAUUCCUCUGCUGCUGAUGAUGAUGAUGAUGAUGAUGACGACGAGAACUCGGAUGAAAACUCAGACGAUGACGAGGACGAUGAGGAUGUGGAGGAGGACGGAGGAAAUGGCCGUCGCAUCAAGCCCCGAGAGUCAGCUUUCAAGUCAUGGGCUGUUCAACAAAUCAAUGAGGCCAUAGGCUUCAAGCCAACCGAAGGACCGGUAAUUCAUGAUAUGGUGCAACAAGCAUUUGCACCGCCCAGAAAAGAGCCCAAAAACACUGUCGAAAUGGAGGAGCCACUUCCGCGCGAACUUGAAGUCACUACCGGAAACCCCUUCCGCAAAGCGUUCAGCGUUCCCGUUGAGCGAUCUGAAGAAAUCCAGACAGCUCGUCUUGGGCUUCCGGUGGUUGGUGAAGAACAGAAAAUUAUGGAAGCUAUCUACAACAAUUCCGUCAUUGUCAUUUGGGGUGCUACUGGUAGCGGAAAGACCACGCAGCUCCCCCAAUUCCUUUUUGAAGCUGGCUUUGGCAACCCAGAGAGCCCGAACCCGGGCCUCAUCGGCGUCACUCAGCCUCGUCGUGUGGCCGCAGUGAGUAUGGCGAACCGUGUCUCCCAGGAACUGGGUCAAUAUUCCGAUCAAGUCUCGUAUCAGAUUCGAUUCGAGACGACGGUUUCCAAGAAGACCGCCAUCAAGUUCAUGACGGACGGUAUUUUGCUACGAGAGAUUGCAGAUGACUUUGCCCUGCGCAAGUACUCUGUUCUGAUCAUUGACGAAGCUCACGAACGAAGUGUAAACACCGAUAUCCUCAUCGGAAUGGUCAGCCGUAUCGUGGACCUGCGCAAGUCAAUGAGUGAAGAGGACCCGUCUGUGAAGCCAUUAAAGGUAGUCAUCAUGUCUGCCACGCUUCGCAUCUCAGACUUUACAGAAAAUCCGAGCCUGUUCCGCGAGGGUCCGCCUCCAUUGGUCCAAGCCGAGGGUCGUCAGUAUCCUGUUACUAUUCACUUCGCUCGCCGAACCCAGCGCGACUACGUGGAGGAAGCUUUCCGCAAGGUUUCCCGCGGUCAUCGCAAACUUCCAGCAGGUGGAAUGCUUGUUUUCUUGACUGGUCAGAACGAAAUUCGACUUUUGUCAAAGAAGCUCAAGCAGGCAUUCAAACCAACGCAGCGUCUCGAUACCACGCAGGCCAAAGUCCAAUUCUCCGCAUAUGACGCACCUCUGGAAGCUGAAGACUUGGAACUUGGCGGUAUGGAGAUGGACAAUAUAGGAGAUGACGAGGAUGACCUCGAAAUCACUGGUUUGGAUGAGCCAGAAGAUGAUGAGGACUUUGAUCUUGGUGAAGAGGCCAUGGACUCUUCAACCAAGGUGCAUGUGCUGCCUUUAUACUCGCAAUUGCCAACCAAGGAGCAGAUGAAGGUGUUUGAGGCACCGCCAGAAAACUCGCGCCUUAUCAUUCUUGCCACCAACGUUGCCGAAACAUCACUUACUAUUCCCGGCAUCAAGUAUGUGUUCGACUGCGGACGGUCUAAAGAGAAGCAGUACGACCUUUCCACUGGCGUCCAAAACUUCCAGAUCGGCUGGAUUAGUAAGGCCAGCGCAAACCAGCGUGCCGGUCGUGCUGGUCGAACAGGCCCUGGUCAUUGUUAUCGACUGUACUCUUCAGCAGUCUACGAAGCUGACUUUGCCGAUUACACCGAGCCUGAGAUUCUCCGCACCCCAAUCGAGGGAGUCGUUCUCCAAAUGAAGAGCAUGGGCCUACACAAUGUCAUCAACUUUCCCUUCCCUACACCCCCAAGCCGACAAGGCCUCGCCAAAGCCGAGAAGCUGCUCAAAAACCUCGGUGCUCUCACUGGCCCCGGACAAGUCACCCAGAUCGGUCGUCGUCUUUCGACUUAUCCUCUCUCGCCCCGCUUCGGUAAGAUGCUCUACAUCGGCCACCAGCAUGGCUGCAUGCCAUAUGUCAUCGCCCUUGUCGCAGCCCUGGCGGUCGGCGAUCUCUUCGUCGGCGAGAAUCAGCUCCCCGGGAACGAGAACCUAUUCACUAAGAACAAGAAGCCCGACUCGGAUUCGGACACAAGCGACUCGGAGGAUGAGAGGGUCUACACCAAUGCAGACCGCCUCGAGGAUACCGAGCGUGAGCAGCGCUCAAAGGAAUUCGCUCGCGUCCACCGCCUUCUAAGCAAACAUGACGACACCAGCGAUGCACUAAAAUAUCUCUCCGCCAUUUGCGCCUAUGCCUACGCUCCCGAUGGCGAAGCCUUCUGUGAGCAAAUGUUCCUGCGUGCCAAGGCCUUUAAAGAAGCGUCCCAGCUGCGUCACCAGCUUUCCGAUAUUGUGCGCUCCAACAACCCAGGCCUCCUCGGUGCCUAUUCGGCCAAACUGCCUGAACCCUCACCCAAGCAACUUAAAGCUCUCAAGCAAAUUGUCACAGCCGGCUUCAUCGACAACGUCGCAAUUCGCGCGGACUUGGCUCCCGUACCACCAGAAAACCCGCGUGCACCUCGCCGCGCCAUCGACGUGCCAUACCUGACGCUCUUCCGCUCGCGCGACCGCCACGCAGAUGACAUUGCCGAGCGCGCAGUCUUCAUACACCCUACUUCCGUGCUGGCCAAGCUCACGCCAAAGGAAAUGCCCCCCUACAUUGUGUACUCGCACCUGCAGCAGUCGGCGGCAGGGCCACUCUUGGGACAGACACCUAAGAUUCGCAUGUUCCCUCUCGUUGCGCCUAGUGGCUUGCAGCUCGCGGCUAUCGCUCAUGACACACCGCUGAUCGAUUAUGGCAAGCCCGUUGGUAAGACGGAGCUUCUGGAAGGUAUCCCGCAGCGCAGAUCGUGCUGGGUUGUGCCUGCGCUGGUGGGCGACUCUGGCAGUACGGGGUGGCCAUUGCCGGCGAAGAAGGUGGUGCAGAGGAAGGAUCCAAAGGAGGGUUGGGUGAUUGAGAAAUUCGUGGCAUGAGAAUCAUCUGCAUGAUUCGUGGUUGUUCUUUACAAUGCUAGGGAAUCGUUAUAGAUGGGGUUUAUGAUAUCCACUUAGUAUUCGGCCGUGUGGCCAAAAUGUAUGAAAGCAUUUCAUGACAUUCAAAAUCCACCAUGUAUCAUCCAAUGUACAAUGCUAGACGAGUAAAGUGGCAGCACCAAGCCAUCCCUUCCGGUUGAUAAAAAAACAAACUCCCAUCCAAAACGCCAUCAUAUAUAGAAUCCUUGAUCCAGAAAUUUUCCUCAAGUCCAGCAAGAUAUCAUUUCCUCAAUCCCGGCGCCUCUCAAAACGCCGACUACUAAUUUCCCCAGUCUCCCGAUCCUCUCGAAUCCCCAACGCCCUCCUCAACCGCUCGCUCUCCUGAAUCUUCGCCUCCGCAAGCUCAUGCACCUGAUAAGACUUGAGCUGCCUCCGAUCUUUAGGCAAGACCUUCUUCCCCCGCGCAGAUCCACCAGCACCCUCCGCCGUCUCAGCCUCCAUCUCCUUAACAAGCCGCUGCCUCAACGCCUCGCACCGCUCAUCCAUCUCCUCCUCGCUAAGCACGCGCUCACCCUCACCCUCUUCAUCCUCAUCCUCCUCGCCAUCCUCCUUAUCCUCGACGGGCUUAGCGCUCUUCGUAACCUUGCCUUUGCCCUUAGACUUGGACAGCGCUUCUUCAAUGCGCUCGUUCUCUUCUUCUAGACGCUCGCGUUCUUCCAUAACUUUCACUUCGAUUGCGCGGCGCCGGUCGUGCUCCAGGAUCUGUUUGUCUGGGAGGCGUUGUUUAAAGGCGCGGUCGGGGGGCCCGUUGGCGCCGGAGACUGGUGGGUAGGGUGCGCCGAAGCCUGCGGCGCGGGGUUUGAGGAAGGCACCGUUGCGUUGGACGUAGCCUGAUGUACCGCUACCACGGGGAGUGGAGAGGCCGACGUUGGAGGACAUUUUGAGGCCGUAUUUCUUUUUAGGUGGUGAGGGUUGUAGAAGCUGUGGCUUGCUUUUGCAGCUGGCGGUGUUGAGGAGAGUUGGGAUGCUCCUGAUGUGGAGUGUCGAUGGCAACGGAGCAGGUUGGUAGUUUUAUUGUAUGCAGACCCACUUCAAAAUUCGCAAAUAUCCUCAAAGGGAGGGCGUGUCGUUCUAACUCGAAAGAAAGUCGAGGACGAGGUUGAGCUUCGCAGGCGAAUCGGCGAUCUUAUCGAGGACAUCACGUGAGUGCG